GGAUGGGGCUGCCGGUGUGGCGCUGGCUGCCGCUGGCCCUGGCGGCGGCCCUGGCGGCGGCGGCGGUGGCCGCGGGGCAGUCCCCGCUGCAGCGGCGCGUGGUGCGCGAUGUGCUCGAGUAUUUCCACGGGCGCAGCAACGUGCACUUCCUCUUCAAGGAGCGGGAGCUGGACGGGCUCAUCGAGCGGGAGGACCCUUCGGGGACCUUUGUGCAGCUCCGCCUGGGCCUGGCACAGACCACGUGUCGGAAGCGAGCGCCACAGCGGCACUGCCGAGUGCUGGAGAGCCGGCGGAAGCCGAUCUGCCUGGCCUGCUACAAGUUUGACACCGGCGACGUCCCCAAGGUGCUGGACAAGUACCACAACUGCGGCCCCAGCCACCACCUGGCGGCCAAGGAGAUCCGGCAGCGGGACGAGGCCGAGUGCCGGGCGGUGGAGGAGGCGGGCAGAGGGGGGGACACGCCGUACCUGCCCGGGAUGUUCGCCUUCUCCCGGGGGCUGCCAGCCUAGGCACCACGGCACCGGUGGACGCUGCCAUGGCCUGCCCCGCUUGUCACCCCCCAGCCCCCUGUGACCAAGGAGGGUCCUGGACGUGUCCCCCCCUCCUGCCUGUCCCCUGUCCCCAAUAAACCCAGUGCUGGCUCCGC
Agelaius phoeniceus (red-winged blackbird) is the source of this 646-nucleotide messenger RNA. It is a transcript of the gene RARRES2, whose product is annotated as retinoic acid receptor responder 2. Gene Ontology annotation, cellular component: extracellular matrix. Gene Ontology annotation, molecular function: signaling receptor binding. Gene Ontology annotation, biological process: inflammatory response; regulation of lipid catabolic process; innate immune response. NCBI's taxonomy places the organism in Eukaryota, Metazoa, Chordata, Aves, Passeriformes, Icteridae. The record is from RefSeq and is a predicted model, not a curated record.